CAGAAGUGAAGAAGAUGACAGAUUCGAAUCAAAACCAUUCACAUAAAUCAAAAAAAGUCAAAAUUCAAAAUGCUCGUCAAAUCUUUACUCAAUCACCUUAUCAAUUAAUCAGAUCUUCUACUAUUCAUGCUCAAUCUAGUUUACCAGAGUUUUUAGAUGUAGAAAAAUUCAUCAAUUCAAGGUCUUUUGAGAUCAGUGCAAUGGAAAGAUCCAUGAAAUCAUCAAGAGAAUCAGGAUCACAAAGAGCAUUUCAAUCAUUACCAAGACAUUUAAGACGUAGAUCAGCAAGUCAUUUUUCAAGAAGAUUACCUACUAGAUUACGAAUGAAAUCUAAAUUUGAAAUGAUGAAUGAUAAACCGAAAUCGAAAUCUAGAUCGAUUAAAAAUAAAAUCAAACACAAGGUUUAUUUAAAGAUUAAUAAAACCAAGGUUUUUAGGAAUAGACAAAUUGAUAAGAAAUGGUUGAGUACUCAUCUUUGGCAUUCUAAACGGACUAAAAUGAUUGAUCUUUGGGGAUACAGAUUAGCAGAAACACCAACUGAAAAAUGUUAUAGAACAACUUAUAGAGCAUCAAGAUCUGGUUCAACCAUUCAUGAUUUAUCUUAUUUUUCUAAUUUAACUUUAGUUUCAGAUGAAGUAUCAUUAAUUCAACUUUUUCAUUCGAUUUCUGAUCCAUUUGGUUUGGAUCCUUCUUCAAUAAAAUAUAAACCAGGUCAUCGUGAAAUUAAUUUAGAUGUUUAUGAAUUUGAAAAGUAUCCGUAUGGAUAUAUAGGACCGAUUUCGAUGAUUUGGUGUCCGAUAUCCAAUCCUAUAGAUGAGAAUGAAGAAUUAUUACCACCACCAGCAGCACAAGAAGUUCCAAAGUUAAAUAAUCGAAGUCGAUUCAAAUCUAAAUCGAAUUUUCAAGAUCUUGAUGAAGAUAGGUUAUUCGAAUCGGAUCAUCCUAUCAUUUUACCUUCUGAUCCGAUGACGAUUAAUACUAUCAAUCCGAUCCCUAGUAUGGAUCUUUCUUCAAGUUUAGAAUCUCUUCAUCAUUCAAAAGAACACAUUUCGACUUCUCAAGACACAAAAGAUUCUAAUUUAUUAGAAAACCCAUGUAAUAGAACAAUACCUCCGAUCCAACGAAAAGUUUUAUUACAGAUUCAUCCAGCUAUUAAAGAUCAAGUGAUCGAAUGUAUUCAUCAAGCUAAUCGGAAUUCGAAAGUCGUUUUAGAGUGUCAAGAAGAUUUAGGUUGUUUAGAACUUUUCGGUCCUAGAUCUACUGAAGUUUUAGGUAGAGUUUUGGAAACUGAUGAAAAGGUUGAAGUUAUGAAACUUUUGAAGAAUGGGCUUCGACCGAAUUUGUUUCCUUUAGGUAUGGUGAUUGGACUUACGAUUGAUGAUCCUAGAGUUCAUUUUCCACCUAGAAAGAUGAAAGUGAUGGAAGAAAAAAAUGAAAUGAUACAUGAUUUAAAAGUCAUGGAACCUAGUGUGGAAAUUGCGAAAUGUUUGGGGUUUUGGAAUCAAGAGAUUCGAUUGAAGAAACCUAAAUUUAAAAAAUCACAUCUUGAUAAGCGAAGAGAAGAACAAAUGAUACCGGGUUCAAGAUUAAAACCAUUAAUAGAAGAUGAUCGAAUUCCUAUUUUAUUAAUCAAAGUGAAAUUAGGAUGGAAAUUAAUGAUAUCAAAUCAUUGGAUUCAAUCAAUCUUUCAAUCGAUUCUAUUUACGAAUGUUAGAUUGAUUUGUUUAAAUCAAAGAUCACAAAUCUUAUUUGAAGAUCAAUCCCCACGAUUUCCAGAAGAUUUUAAUACAUUAAAACCAUUUGAAGAAUUAAAGUUGAUGGAUUCUUUGAAGGAGAAAACGGUUUGGAGUAGAAAACCUCCGGGUAAAAGAAUUAAUCUUUAUAGGUUUGAGGAUAGGGAAAUGGAUUAUUUUUUUAUUAAUUGGGAUUUGGUUUUUGGGAAUGAUGAAGAUCAGAAAGAAGAAGAGAUAGAAGAAGAUUUGUUUAUACCUACUGAUCAUUUAAAGCUUCGUAAAAUCAAAACACCUUGGUUAUUGAAUGGAUUAAUUGUUUCGACUUUUUUGAAAUCAUUAAAGAGUUUAAUUGAUUUGAAUGUUCAAUUAAAGUUAAAUUAUGAAGACUUGAUGGAAAAUGGGUGGAAAUUAUUUAAAAAGAUAUGUAUUGAAAUCAAUCGAAAUGGAAAUGAAUUGAAUCCAUUGGAAUUAAGUUUAGUGAAAGUUAAAAUGGUUUUGUUGAGUGAUGAGAAUCAAAGGAUUCAUGGAAAUCGAAAUCAAAAGAUGGAAAAGUUUUGUAGGAUUUAUAGGUUUGAUGAAAGGUUUAUGAAUCAAAGAAAAGUAGAAGAAGUCAAUGGGAUUGGAAAGAUGAAAGAUACGAUGAAGAAAGAAAUGAAAUUGAUUGGGUUUUUGAAUGAUGGAAAGUUUUCAUUAAGGUUAGGAAAUUGUUUGGGAUUUGGAUCAGUUUCGUUUUUUGAAUUUAUUAAAAUCAAAUUAAAAGAUUUGUUAAAUGAGAAUGAAGAAGAAAAGAAUCGGUUUAAGAUGAAUGAAAUCAAAGUAGGGUUUAGGAAUCGGGAUGAGUUUGAAAUCAAAGUGGGGAAAUUGAUUGUGAUUGAUGCAUGAAAUGAAUGUGAAAACUAUCAGGAGUAUAAGAGAUACAUAGAGACUUUGGGAUUCUCAAAAGGUUGACCAGAUUGGGUUUGCUAAAGGGAAAUGGGUUAUAUGAUUUGUUUUUGGGAAUUCUUUGGUGAUCAUUUCUUAAGAAUACUUAUUUAUAUAUCUAUUAUGAUUUGGAUGUUGUAAAAUAAAAGUCAUUAUGAAUUGUAUUGUUUUUUUUUUUGGAUGGGUGUUGGUUAAUCAAGUUUGGUUUUCUAUUCAGAUUUAUUCAAGAAAUUGAUGUCUUGUCUAAACUUUUUUGUUUUGGUUUUCUUCAAGGUUCAUGUCAAGUUGGACGAAAUACAACCGUGGAUUAGCU
Messenger RNA from Melampsora larici-populina 98AG31, 2967 nucleotides. RefSeq lists its product as uncharacterized. Gene Ontology annotation, cellular component: ribonuclease MRP complex; nucleolar ribonuclease P complex. The record is from RefSeq and is a predicted model, not a curated record. NCBI's taxonomy places the organism in Eukaryota, Fungi, Basidiomycota, Pucciniomycetes, Pucciniales, Melampsoraceae. The coding region runs from base 15 to 2615 and encodes 866 amino acids. Gene Ontology annotation, biological process: tRNA 5'-leader removal. The transcript has 13 exons.